This is a messenger RNA of Williopsis jadinii, 798 nucleotides long. RefSeq lists its product as uncharacterized. Lineage: Eukaryota; Fungi; Ascomycota; Saccharomycetes; Phaffomycetales; Wickerhamomycetaceae. The record is from RefSeq and is a predicted model, not a curated record. The transcript has a single exon. The coding region runs from base 274 to 747 and encodes 157 amino acids.
GUUACCUCUGGACUUCCAACGACGGCCAAGCAAGGUCUGCACAAUAGAAGACACAAGAGGAGCACUAACAGGGGUAAAACUCGUAGGAGACACCACCUGCUGUGACAGCUGCUGCUGUUGUUGACGAAGUUGCAUCAUUGGUGAUACUGGACGAAUAGUCGAGAACAGACGAGCCCUACACCAGAGACCACACACUGUUAGUAUUCUGGCAGCGCACAAAUCCACGUCGCAUACACUUACCCUAAUGGCUUGAACGUAGAGAGUCUUGAGAACAUGGUCAGAGCUGAAGAUUCUUGCCGAAUGGAGUCCUUGAAGGCGGUUAUGUGUUGGAGUAAAAUGGCCGUCCAGCGUAAUUUUCUUUCUGCUCGGCCUGGCUUUUUUUCCCUUGGUUGUGUGCCCUGCCCAGCCUGGAAACCACCGCCUGGAAAUCACCGCCUGGAAAUCACCGGCACAGAGACGGGCAAAGAGCCCAGCGCCGGCAAAGAGCCCAGCGCCGGCGGACGGGCGAGAGGACUAAGGCUUCAUGGGCAGACUGAUGGGAAGCCCUCGGGGAGCUGUAUAGCAAGCGUAGAUAUCCAGCCCAUACUCUUCAGCAAUUGGCUCGCUAGUUCUCGGUUACGUAAGACCGUUACAGUGCUGAGUUGUGGGCUGUAUGAUGAGAUGUUGCCCCGAGCGAUUGCCUUCUGUGCGGGAGCUCAUCGGGCCUGGAAAAUUUUCAUUCUUAGCAGUAGAGAGAUUGUCAUAUAGUGGCUCUAUAGAGGUAUACAGAGAGGCUUUAGCGGUAUAGACGAUGUCACA